Molecule: messenger RNA, 2852 nt
Organism: Alnus glutinosa
Lineage: Eukaryota; Viridiplantae; Streptophyta; Magnoliopsida; Fagales; Betulaceae
Product: heat shock cognate 70 kDa protein-like
Exons: 4
Coding region: 728-2584 (618 amino acids)
Biological process (GO): protein refolding; cellular response to unfolded protein
Cellular component (GO): cytoplasm
Molecular function (GO): misfolded protein binding; ATP-dependent protein folding chaperone; heat shock protein binding
Source: RefSeq, a predicted model, not a curated record
GCUUUGUGAAGACCGGGCCAAGCUUUCAGGAUUCUAUCGGCAAGUGCCUCAGUGAAAUAUGCAGCUAUCCGCUGCAUGGUAUCCCCAUCAGGACUCAGGAGAGGCGAGUUGGGAGAUUUGCUCAAGGGCAAUAUUUGCAUUUUCAAGGCUACAGGCAGCAACAUGAUUUGCACAAGUGAGCAACAGGUUGAUCAAAUACAAACCCCGCUCUUCAGAUUUAAGUUCUUUAAGCCAUGGGUAUGGUGAUCCUAAGCUAGGUGGAAGCGACAAGAACAGCCAAAUCGUUUCUGGGUUUUGUAAUUGGUCGAGAACCCACAUGGAGCCCCAUGAGUAUUCCAAAGAUUGCUUCUCCAACCUCUCUCUCUUUGCACACAGGACUGUUAUUGUGGGUUUCUUCCUGGGUUUCCUCUGUUUCGAACCCACAGUCAAUUCUGCUUGAUUAAAGUUCCUCUCUUUGUAAGGACUUGUCCAUGGCUACGUUGUCGACAAUGCGUGGGGGGUCCUUUUGUCCCUCUUCGUUUUUCUCUUCCAUUGAGAAAUGGAUUGUUUUGUUGCCUUGGGAGAGAGAAGAUGAGCGACCACAGAGGGAGAGAGAAGAUGAAAGAGAGACACUAAAAUAGUUGGACAUUGCGCUACAGCAAAUAACUUCUUCUUAGCUAAAAUGAGAGUUUUUGCUCUUCAACAUAUUAACUACGUAUUAGUUUCGUGAUCGUUCCGGAAGUCGAGAAUGGCCGACGAAGGAGAGGGCCCAGCGAUAGGGAUCGAUCUGGGGACGACGUACUCGUGUGUGGCAGUGUGGCAAAAUGAUCAGGUAGAGAUCAUAGUGAAUGAUCAGGGCAACAGGACGACGCCGUCUUAUGUUGCCUUUACUGGCAAAGAGCGUUUGGUUGGUGAGGCAGCCAAGAACCAGGUCGCCAGGAAUCCCACAAACUCCAUCUUCGAUGCAAAGCGGUUGAUUGGUAGGAGAUUUAGUGAUUCCUUAGUUCAAAACGAUAUCAACCUUUGGCCAUUCAAAGUCAUUGAAGGUCCUACCGACAAGCCUAUGAUCGUGGUCACUUAUAAGGGUGAAGAGAAGCAUUUUUCUGCUGAGGAAAUCUCAGCUAUUGUCCUAAAAAAGAUGCGUGAGAUUGCCGAGGCCUACCUUGGUACAACUGUUAAGAAUGCUAUAGUCACUGUCCCGGCCUACUUCAAUGACUCACAACGUAAGGCCACAAAGUAUGCUGGAGGCAUUGUAGGACUAAAUGUCAUGCGGAUAAUCAAUGAACCAACGGCAGCUGCCAUUGCUUACGGUCUUGGUAAACCUGACAUUGUUAGGAGAAAUGUGUUAAUUUUUGAUUUGGGUGGUGGUACUACAGAUGUCUCACUACUUACCAUUAACGAUGGUACUUUUGAAGUGAAAGCCGUUGCUGGAGACACUCACCUUGGAGGUAAAGACUUUGACAACAGAAUGGUAAAGCACUUCGUUAAAAUAUUUAAGAAGCAACACAAGGAGGACAUUAGUGGAAAUACCAAAGCUCUAAGGAGGUUGAGAACUGCUUGUGAGAGAGGAAAGAGGGUUCUUUCUUCUGCAAAUGAGACUACCAUUGAAGUUGAUUCUUUAUAUAAUGGUAUUGAUUUCUCCUCAAGUAUUACCCGUGCCAGAUUUGCGGAACUCAAUAUGGACUUGUUUAAGAAGUCUGUUGAGCUUGUGGGGAAGUGUUUGACUGAUGCUAAGAUGGACAAGGGAGGAGUCCAUGAUGUCGUCCUUAUUGGUGGUUCUUCCAGAAUUCCCAAGGUGCAGCAGCUGUUGCAGGACUUCUUUGAUGGAAAGCAGCUUAAUAAGAGCAUCAACCCAGAUGAAGCUGUGGCUUAUGGAGCCGCUGUUCAAGCUGCAAACAUGGCUGGUUUGGGUAAUGAGAAAGUUCAAGGCAUUGUGCUCUUAGAUGUCACCCCUCUGUCCCUAGGGGUGAAGGUAGAGGGAGAUAAGAUGUCUGUUAUGAUUCCGAAGAAUACCGCCAUUCCCACCAAGAUGGAGCAACCCUACUUCAACGCAAAUGACUACCAAACUUCUGCUUUGCUCUCGAUUUAUGAGGGUGAGAGAGUGAAAGUUGUAGAUAACAACUGGUUGGGAGAAUUUAGGCUUUCCCCCAUUCCUGCCGCACCCAAGGGUGCCACUGUAGUUAAAGUAUGUUUUGAGAUAGAUGCCAAUGGUAUCUUGAAUGUUUCUGCUGUAGAGCAAACCACUGGUGUGAGUUGCAAGAUCACCAUCACCAAUGACAAGGCGAAACUGUCCAAAGAAGAGAUUUAUAAGAUGGUCCAGGACUCAGAGAAAUACGAAGUUGAAGAUAAUGAGCACAUGGAGAAUGUUAGGUCUAGGGAAGCUUUGGAGAGCUAUGCCUACAAAAUGAAGAACAUUGUCAAUGAUGAGGAGAUUGGUAACAAGCUUGAUGCUGCUGGAAAGAAAAAGAUUAAAGCUGCUAUUAAGCACGUGAUUCAUUGGUUAAAUGGUAUCCAGCAUGCAAAGGCAGAUGAGUUUGAGGACAAGCUGAUUGGACUAGAGUUAAUCUGCAAUCCCAUCAUUGCAAAGAUAUCUAGACAAGAAUAAGCAAUUGUCCAAACCAUAAUUCUAGUACUUUUGUUGUCAGUUUUUUUGUUCUUGCUUAUCAGUGAAGCAUGUUAUACUGUUUCCUGUUAGUAUGCAUAUAAACUGAUGAAAUCUCAUCAUUGUUUGCUUAAGUCAAUGGCAGCCGAUUCUUCAUCAUUUGAACAACAAAUAAUUUGUCGUCGUUUAAAUGGUGUGAGAAUUAACGGCAACAAGCUCAUUAAACGGCAAGAGAACUGUUUCUAAACGAUAAUCAACUUUAUGGCUGUUU